UUGUGGGAGAGGGAUGGAAGAGUUUGCAGCCUGUUAUAACAUGGAGUGUUUUGGUUAUCAUAACAUAAUAAUAAUAAUAAUAAUAAUAAUAGUCUAUCCUUUUCGAUAAUAAAAUAGAAAUCCGGCAGGGCAGGCCGGCCGGCCGGCUCUAUCGGGAUCGUGCCGACCUUUGGAUUGGUGGAUGAAUGAAGUGACACAUUUUUCGUCGGCAAAGAUACGUGUAUCUAUGCCUCCCCAAUGAGUGUCCAUAAAACUAAAGAUUAAAAUCAAGGGGUGGAAUGAUUAGUGAGAACAAAAAGAGUAUCAACAGCUUGGCUAUGAACGAGCCUCGACGAAGAUCCUAAUGCAACUAGGACAAACCGAUGACCUUUCUCCCAACUUUAUGACAAGCUCAUCUUGACAUUACAAUAUUACAUCAAUUUGAAUUAUUGGGUGGAUUCUAGUUACUAAUGAACCGGUCACUAAAUAUUGAAUUCUUGACGAAUUCAGUCACCCAAAUUUGAAAUAGUAACAUGUUUGUUUGGAGUAUUUGGUAUUACAAUGUUGCUUCGUUGAAAUUAAAAGAGAAGAGGGCAAGAUAAACUCUUCAUAUAAUAUGCAUAGAUAGGAAUUAGAGUGGGUGACAAAUUUAAUUCGAAAUGAGUCGUUUAUAUUACCUAAUGAGAAUGUGUAUGAAUUCUUAUUUGAUUAGUUGAGGACACUUAUAUUGGUGAUCAUAUUAUACAUUUAUUAUAAUAAUGGCUAUAAGGAUUGAUUCUCUUCUAUUCGCUUUAUACUACUAGUUCUAUCUAAAAUUUCGAUGAUGCCUGACAAGUAUACUUUUUUCUCUUGUGGUAGAUUUUUAGUUCCCAUUGGAGGGCCAUUUUUCGUUUAGUUUUUGCAAGGGAACAUUCCAUUCCUUUCGUGUUUGAGCACUUUCACAAUUGAUUCUGGUACGACGGAUCCAUCUCAUAGUCUAGGAGUACUACAUUGGCUGACAUCUUAGUUACAUUGUUUGAAUUGUCAGAUUCUCAAAUGUUCUUUUGAAUUAAGUCUAUAUUCUUUUUGUGUCUUUCUCGUUUUAUACAUGUCAGUUUGCUCUUUGGAGUUUUCACAUAGUUGUUUAUUUAGUGACAAAAUAGUCUCUUUUACCAUUAGUCCGAUCAAAUGAAGACUAUCACAAAUCGUUCUUACCACUCUUAUAAUUAGAUUGCUCGAUUAUGCCUUCUAAGCUGAUGUUAAGAAGAAAUUGACUAGGAUUAAUCAAGUGAAUGUUACCUAUUUCAAACUUCAGUGACAAACUUUCUUAUAUAUCAAAACUUUAGUGACCAUUUGUUCAAUUGAUGACCACCACCCCUUUCAUUUACUGUACAUAAAUCAUUUUCAAUUUUAAUUACACAACUUAACGCAUUAAUAAUAAUAAAUACUUUCAAUGAUCUUUGUCUUUACCGCCGAACAAAAGAAUAAUCCACCGGCAGUUGUUUUAAUGAAACCAAAAAUUAACUUUCCCAUAACCAUUUUGCAUAUAUAUCUUCUUCUUCUUGUUAUAGCUCUCUUCCCACACAACGAUCUCUUCCCAAGUUUCUCUGUAGAACAUUAACAUAGCUCACCAUGUGCUCUGUCUUCACCCUAAAGCCCUGUAAUGUCGCCAUAGCAGCUGCUAGUACCAUUGCAGAGCCGUCGUGGAAGAGGAAAUAUGCCUCUGCAAGUGCACAAGUGGUCACCAAUAUCGCAACGAUCGCUCCAAAGAAUCGAUCUUCGUUGCUGCUGAAGCAAUUAGGAAUCCCUCAUACCGAUCUGCGCGUGGAGGAGAUUGUGGAGAGGCAGUCGUCUAAUAAGGAGUUUUAUAGCAGUGGCAGCAGCAGCAGCUUCAGUACUGAUCAUGAACUCAGCAGGAAGAUUAAGCCAGAGUUGGAUGGUGAAUUCCUUGAUGAAUCCUACGAGAGGUGCAGGGAAAUUUGUGCUGAAUAUGCCAAGACUUUCUACCUAGGAACUAGGCUAAUGACAGAGGAUAGGAGAAAGGCGAUAUGGGCUAUCUAUGUUUGGUGCAGGAGAACAGAUGAACUGGUUGACGGUCCAAAUGCAGAUUAUAUGAUGACCAAUUCGACGGUGUUGAACAGAUGGGAAGAGAGAUUAGAAGACAUAUUUGUUGGUCGUCCUUAUGACAUGUAUGAUGCUGCUCUCACUCAUACCAUCUCCCAAUUCCCUCUUGACAUCAAGCCUUUCAGGGACAUGAUCGACGGAAUGAGAAUGGACACAUGGAAACCAAGGUACCAGAACUUCGAAGAACUGUACCUCUACUGCUACUACGUCGCCGGGACAGUGGGGCUGAUGAGCGUCCCAGUCAUGGGGAUAUCUCCAACCUCCUCUGCCUCUGCUCAAACCAUCUACGACGCAGCUCUCUACUUGGGCAUUGGCAAUCAGCUCACCAACAUCCUUCGCGACGUCGGCGAAGAUGCAUUGAGAGGCAGAGUAUACCUUCCUCAAGACGAGCUAGCACAGUUCGGGCUGUCCGACAGAGAUGUAAUGUCAGGGAAAGUAACAGACGGGUGGAGAGAAUUCAUGAAAGCUCAGAUCACGAGGGCAAGAUCGUACUUCAACCUCGCCGAGGAAGGAGCCUCUCACCUCGACGACGCCAGCCGUUGGCCGGUGUGGACGGCGCUGUUGGUGUACAGGAGUAUAUUGGAUGAGAUCGAGGAGAAUGAUUAUGACAACUUGAACAAGAGGGCUUAUGUUGGGAGAGGGAAGAAGCUGCUCAUGUUGCCAUUAGCUUACAGCAGAGCUCAAUUUCGACCACCUGCGUUGCUACUUUCUUAACUAAAAUCCCCAGCCGCUCCAGCAAUUUGCCGACUGUUCUUAGUGUUCUUAUGUUGUAUCAGAGCGAUGCCGGUUGUUUCACUGUGUGUGUCUAUAAUAUAAGAUAAGAAAGAAACUAAAGAGGCUAGCUAAGCUCAUCUAUGUUACAUGUAUUUAGUGUGGUUUAGUUUGUGGGAAUCGGAUGAACCAGUUCAAUUUGUAGUAUCAGUGAUUGAUUUGAUUCUAACCGCAUUUCGAUUGUAUAAUUUAUGCCAUGAGAAUGAAAUUUAUAGUACUUU
Molecule: messenger RNA, 3074 nt
Organism: Linum trigynum
Lineage: Eukaryota; Viridiplantae; Streptophyta; Magnoliopsida; Malpighiales; Linaceae
Source: the annotation of a GenBank genome assembly